ACCCACUGGACGCUAAUCACUUUUUACUAUCUCCUGAAAUCGCGGAAAUACGACGUUUGAACAGCGGUCGGACGCGCAGCUGAUAUCAGCUCUCCCCGAAAACCCCCGCUUCCACGCUCUGCGACUUCUCACUGAUUCCACUUUUGAUUUCAGGGUGCCCUUUCGCUGUUUACUGCUUACUCUUUCAGACUGAAAUCUAUGAAUUGACAAGGUCUGCAAAAAAGAAGUUUCUCCCUCGUCUAUGAACUCAAAAUUCUUUUUUGAGAUCGCUGAUCUUUUGAUGCGUAGAAGACGAAUCUGGAUUCCCUUGAUCUUUUCCUUCAUAGCCGCAGGAUUUUUCUACAUUUCAGUGGUCAAAGACAAAGUGGACUUGCAGGCCGUGGUCAUUGCACCUACAGAUAAAUCUCUUUACUAUCUCACCACCAAACCAAUCGAGAAUACAGAAGUGGACAACUACUGUCCAUCAGAAAAUUUAGUGUAUGGGAAUUAUUGUGUGAUUUCGCAGAAUUUUGGAACGGGAUGGAACCCCAUUCAUUCAGGGCUCGUAACCUUAUGCACGCAAGGCACUUUGGAAUUCCUGCAUCAUGUCCUAAUUCUGUGCAGCAGAUGGAAUGGACCCAUGUCCGUCGCUGUUUACACUCCCCCCGAAGAUUAUGUGGACGCCCGAAAUUUAGUGAAUCUCCUGAGAAAAUGUGAUUUCUGCGUACGUCAUUGGGUAUCGUGGCACUUCUUUUUUCGUAAACAACAAAUGCCAGAUGUGAGCUAUGAAACCCUAAUGGACUGCCAUACCAUUACAUCGCCGAAGAAUCGUACAGCAAAACGGAGAUUUGAAGGUCCUUAUCCCAUCAACGUGGGCAGAAACAUUGCCAGAAACAACACUUUCACACCAUAUGUAUUUUCUAUUGAUAUCGAACUUUACCCUAGCUAUGGAGUGCUUGCCAAAUUCGAACGCAUGAUGAGUUCUACCCCACCAAGUGAGCGUCCGCAGGUGUGGGUCCUUCCUGUGUUCGAAGUUCAUUCCAAAUACCGGGCUCCUACUACCAAGUUCCAACUGAGUAAGAUGUUCAAUUUGAAGCAAGCGAUUUCUUUCCAUAAAUACCGAUGCAAUGAGUGCCAUAAAAUCCCAAAUCUCACUCAGUGGAUGGACCAAGAUUCUCAAUUGAAAUCUGAAACGGAAGAGUCAAUAGAAGAACUGCGAGUUUGGACAACAGUACAGAGGAAUCGAAGAUUCCGACUCCAAUUUUGGGAGCCAUUUUUCAUAGGCACUAGAGAUGACCCCGAGUUCCACCCUCAUCUUAGCUGGGAGGGAAAACAGAACAAAAUGCAAGUGGCCUAUGAAAUGUGCCUUCGGAAAUAUGAUUUCCAUAUUGUAGAAAACGCAUUCCUUGUUCAUUCUCCGGGAAUAAACAUUUACAAUGCUACGAAAGAAAAAUUUCGUCUAAAAUAUCAAUACGAAAAUGACAGGUGGAUGAAGACAAUUAAAAAAGAUCUUGCUAAGAAAUACGGAAGCACAAAAGGUUGCUGAAAUUUCUGACUUGGAAAGAAAAGUGUUCAUGUUUUUUCCUAAACAAACUUUGAGGACAAGAUGAAGGGACAUCAUUCUUCUAAAUGGAUCUGAUAGUUACAGCCAGUUGUGAAUAUCACUGUAAUUAUUUAUGCAUUGUCAUUCCAGUUUAAUUUUUUAUUUAAAUAUUUGUAGCAAGAUAUGCAAUUAUCAUAGAUAUAAUCGUAAUCAUUUUUACAUUUCAAUGGUAUCUUGGAAUGGGUACUAAGACCGGGAGUACCAGAAAGUACCAGGCAAAUAAGUGGAAUGAAAAGAUAUACUUCUGAAAUUAUUUCAAAAGAUAUUUAACUUAUAUUAACUUUCUUCAGAGCAUUAGUUUGUUUGUUUGUUUUUAAUUUUAAACACUCGUCCAAUAUUGCAAAUCAGGAUGAAGAGACUUGCUGAUCAUAUCCCAUAGUUAAAAAGUUAUGUUGAUCUCGUGGCAGUUAAGACAGCAGAACCGAAAGGUAGCAGUUUCUAAACUGUAUUCUUUAAAAUAACCGCUUGUGCGGCUUACACACAUUGAAUAAAUCGAAUGUCAAUAUUCUCCCACUGGUACCAGAUGGAAGUUUAAUGAAGAGUUUCUAGUUCAUGAGUCAUUCUCGUCAUCUGGUCAUAGUUUAAAAUCACGAGAUUCGUCUCUAAAUGCUCACUUUAAAGAUUCUAAAAAGAUAUUAAGGAAAUUAAACUUUAUCUCUGAUCUCUUUUAAGCAUUAAAAAUCAUUUCACAAAGCCACAAUGCAAGGAGAAAUUACUAAAAAAUUAGAAAAAUUGAGUUUCAGAUCUUGCAGAUAAUAAUGUUUAUAAGCUGCGGGCGGUAUGUUGUUAUGGAGCACACUGAAUAUAAGUGAAAAUUUUACCCAAGCUGAAAAAAUAUAUAUGGGUUAUAUUUUUAUAAAAGACAUAAAUUGACUUCGUCUUUCAAUUUUCUUAAAUCUAUUUUCUUUUAAAUUUACUUACUAUUUAAUGUUUUAUCUUAUCUCUAUAGAAAUUGCUGACAAGGAAUGAAAUUAUUUUUUCUCACAAACGUUUGAUGAGGGAAAUAUAAGUUCUUAGAAAGCGAAUAUAAUGUUCUUAGAAUAUGAAAAAUAUUCGAAAUGCAUCUCGAUAAAAAUUCUUAAACUAUAAUUAUAUUGUGUAUAUUCAGUGUAUGUUCUUUUCAACGUACUAUAAUUAUUUUAUUUGUAAUCUCAUGAAGAAUAACAAAGAGAUUUUAAAUGUCUAAACGAUAUUAAUGUCCAAGUGUUAAAUUUUGAUAUCUCAUUACUCUAAAUUUAAUUGUUAAAAUAUUAAUGAAUAUCAAUUUUUUUAUAAAAUUCUGUCGUCUUCAACAAAGCCAAAACUACUACAAACAGAAUCUUAUCCAAAUCAAAGAGAUUCCAAGGACUGCGUUAAAAAAAAUAGCUAAUUAUUUUUUGCAAUUAAACUCAUGAAAAUUCUGUUUAUAUGUAGAUGAAUGUGGUCGUUCCGUGAAGAAACUUCAUAAACACAGACCUGGCAAUGAAAUUACAGGUCUUGGAUGCAACUCCUAUUCACUUAUGAGUAUGUUUUGAAUGCAUACAGGUGAGAAAGUCAUAAAAUUAGUAUUAUUCUUGAAACUAAAAAGUUAUAUAAAUGUUUUAUACAUUGUGCCGUUUUUGAAGUUUUGUAUAGUUUCUGUGAGCACUGGAGCAUUAUCAUUUUUAAGCACACUUUUAAUUACUUGUAUGGAAUGCGCAUUGUCUCCACAACUGUAAUUAUUUUCAUAGUGUAGAGUAUUUAAAUCAAAUUUGUAAUGCUUCUAUAUGUUGUUAAUAAUUUUUGUAAUAAAAAUAUGUUUUCUUAACAAGACCUUUUCCAGUGUUUAAUA
Argiope bruennichi is the source of this 3392-nucleotide messenger RNA. Its product is annotated as beta-1,4-glucuronyltransferase 1-like. The record is from RefSeq and is a predicted model, not a curated record. The transcript is spliced from 6 exons. The coding region runs from base 242 to 1525 and encodes 427 amino acids. NCBI's taxonomy places the organism in Eukaryota, Metazoa, Arthropoda, Arachnida, Araneae, Araneidae.